AUGUUCAUGACGUUCAAAUGCGGCAGCCAGGAGGACGCAACCGAGAUACAGAAUCUUCACGCGACGGAUCGCUUGGGCCGGCCUAAUAACACAUCCUAUGUAGCGUGUAAUUCUUGCCGCAAGAAAAAGGUAGGUUUCCCCUUUCUGACAAUCACGGCGAGAUAUCGUGUCUCGAAGUCUAAUACUGUAGCUUUAGCUUCGAUGCAGCCGCGAGAAAGUGGGAUGUCGUCGGUGCCAACAGCGUGGCACACGAUGUGUAUACGAUGCCCAGAAGAGUCGAGGCGGUAG
Messenger RNA from Plenodomus lingam JN3, 288 nucleotides. NCBI's taxonomy places the organism in Eukaryota, Fungi, Ascomycota, Dothideomycetes, Pleosporales, Leptosphaeriaceae. The record is from RefSeq and is a predicted model, not a curated record.